Messenger RNA from Phyllopteryx taeniolatus (common seadragon), 5219 nucleotides. It is a transcript of the gene efr3bb, whose product is annotated as EFR3 homolog Bb (S. cerevisiae). The coding region runs from base 496 to 3003 and encodes 835 amino acids. Lineage: Eukaryota; Metazoa; Chordata; Actinopteri; Syngnathiformes; Syngnathidae. Gene Ontology annotation, biological process: protein localization to plasma membrane. The transcript has 22 exons. Gene Ontology annotation, cellular component: plasma membrane. The record is from RefSeq and is a predicted model, not a curated record.
GCGGGGUGGGGGCGGCACGAGUCAAGGAGAUUGCGUGGGCAUGAGGUCUUCUGACGUGCUAUCCUAGUUUCACCCCCUGCUGUACCCCAUCUGCAAGGUGUGUGGUCACAUUUUUUAUUUAUUUUUUUGCUGACGACAAACAGGAGACUCCAAGGUCAUCCCAGCAUGCUUCUCUGUGACGUUGCCUACCAGCCCCACUUUUGUGUGUGCGUGCGUGCGUGUGUAAUUCAUCGCAUCGAUACAGCCUCUGCACCAGUCACCGUGCGCGUUACUAUGCCUUUUAGCUCCAAGCACACGAGCAUGCAUGCAGGCAUUAAUCCCCAAGCGUGUGUGUGUAUGUGUGCGUUUGAAUGUGUGUGUGUUCGUGCUCUUGGCACAGCCGUGUGUGUGUAAGUGCGAGCGCACGAGUGAGUGAACCUGCUCAAAGCAAACACGAGCAGCGGCGGCGGCAGCAGCAGCAGCAGCGGCGGCGACGGCUCUCCAGCGUCACGUUCGAUGUACGGGGUGUGCGGUUGUUGCGGGGCUCUCAGGCCUCGCUACAAGAGGCUGGUGGACAACAUCUUCCCGGAAGACCCUGAGGAUGGACUGGUGAAGGCCAACAUGGAGAAGCUGACAUUUUACGCCCUGUCGGCUCCAGAGAAGCUGGACCGUAUCGGAGCGUACCUGUCUGAGCGCUUGUCGAGGGACGUGGCCCGGCACAGAUAUGGUUAUGUGUGCAUCGCGAUGGAAGCGCUGGACCAGCUGUUGAUGGCCUGCCACUGCCAGAGCAUCAACCUGUUUGUGGAGAGCUUCCUCAAGAUGGUCCGCAAGCUGCUGGAGUCCGACAAACCUAGUCUGCAGAUCCUGGGAACCAACUCGUUCGUGAAGUUUGCCAACAUAGAGGAAGACACGCCCUCCUACCACCGCAGUUAUGACUUCUUUGUGUCCCGCUUCAGCGAGAUGUGUCACUCCAGUUACGAGGACCCCGACAUCCGAACCAAGAUCCGGAUGGCGGGCAUCAAAGGUCUUCAGGGCGUGGUGAGGAAGACUGUGAAUGACGAGCUUCAAGCCAACAUCUGGGACCCUCAGCACAUGGACAAGAUCGUCCCAUCUCUGCUGUUCAACCUGCAGAGUAGCGAGCGCACAGAGAGUCGGUCCCCCUCUCCGCUGCAGGCGUCAGACAAGGAGAAAGAGAGCCCGGUGGAGCUGACGGAGCGCUGCUUCAGGGAGCUGCUAGGCCGAGCGGCCUAUGGAAACAUUAAGAAUGCUGUCACUCCUGUGCUCAUGCACCUCGACAAUCACUCUCUAUGGCAGGGAAAGACCUUUGCUGUGCGUUGCUUUAAAAUCAUCAUGUACUCCAUUCAGUCACAGCACUCCCACUUGGUCAUCCAGCAACUUCUCGGUCAUCUGGACGCCAACAGCAAGAAUUCCGCCACCAUCCGAGCUGGGAUAGUUGAGGUUUUGCUGGAGGCGGCCGCCAUCGCAGCCAGCGGCUCAGUCGGUCCCACCGUGCUGGAGGUGUUCAACACUCUGCUGCGACAGCUCCGUCUGAGCGUGGACUACGAACUGACCGGUUCCUACGAUGGCAGCACCAACAUCGGCACCAAGAUCAUCAAAGCUCACGAGGAGAGACAGCUGCAGGAGGCUGUCAUCAGAACCAUCGGUUCCUUUGCCAACACUUUACCAACCUACCAGAGGUCUGAAGUCAUGCUCUUCAUCAUGGGCAAGAUCCCUGUCCCUGGUGUCCACCCGCUACUACCAUCUUCAGGCUCUGGGCCUGAGAGUACGAGGAUGAUUCAGGUUAUGUUACUGAAGUCCUUGGUCCAGGUGACUGCAGGUUUCCAGACCACCAACAUGCUUACAGCGCUCCCGAGCUCCUUCCUGGAGCCUCUGCUCUCGUUCUCCCUAAUCGAAGACCCCGAGGUCCGGCUACUGGUGCUCCAAAUCCUCCUUAGUCUCAUUGACAGGCAUGACAACCGGCCCAAAUUCUCCAACAUAAGCAUUAUCACGGACAUCUCUGUGCUGAAGCUUAAAGUGGACAAGUGCUCCAGACAGGACAACUUGUUUAUGAAAAAGCAUGGCCAGCAGCUUUACCGACACAUUUACCUGGGCUGCAAAGAGCAGAGUAGCGGCAGGCAGCACUACGAGAGUCUCUUCGCUUUGCUCGGUCUUCUCAGCGUAGAGCUUGCCAACGAAGAAGUGGUGGUUGACCUCAUUCGUCUGGCGCUCGCUCUGCAGGACCUGGCUUUGUCCACCGAUGAGGCGCUACCUGUUUAUAACCGCUGUGCAGUCCAUGCGCUCGCUGCCGCCUACCUCAAUCUCAUCUGCCAGCUCACCACUGUCCCAGCCUUCUGCCAGCACAUACAUGAGGUGAUCGAAGUGAGACAAAAAGAAAGUCCUUACCUGUUGCCUGAGGAUGUCUUUAUUGAUGUGCCCAGACUCCCCUCCUCGCUUGACAAGGUAGAAGGCGACGUGCUGUUCCUCCAGUCCAAGAUCACGGAAGUUCUCGGAGGCAGCGGUUACAACACAGAGCGGCUGGCGACCCCCUAUGUCCCUCAGUAUACUGAUGAGGACCGCCUGUCAAAGAGAAAGAGCAUCGGGGAGACGAUCUCACUUCAAGUUGACGUGGAGUCCCGAAACAGUCCAGAGAAAGAGGAGCGGACUCCAGCUGAGGAAAUCACCUUUGAAACGUUGAAAAAUGCAAUCGUGGACAGCGUGGGCAUGGAGGAGCAGGAGAGGGAGCGGCGGAGGCAAGUGGUGGAAAAGUUCCAGAAAGCUCCGUUUGAGGAGAUUGCUGCCCACUGCGGCGCUCGGGUACAACAGAUACAUCUGCUUUCCACAUAUGCUUUGUUUUUCUCCCUCACGCGUUGUUUUUCUUGUUUUGUCCUGCUCAGGCCACGCUGCUGCAGAGCAAACUCAACCAGAUCUUUGAGAUUACAAUCAGGCCGCCGCCGAGUCCGUCUGGGACCUUAUCGUCCGGCUAUGGCCAGAACCAGACUCGCUCGGUGCCCAUCUACGAGAUGAAGUUUCCUGACCUUUGCGUGUAUUGAGACGGCACAGUUACCGAACCUUUCAUCGACCGUUUGGGGAAACUGCAACAGCUGGAGAUGUUUUUUGGUGGAAAAGGUGAAAAAACAUGCACCUGGGGCAAGCCAAAAUCUCAAGAACAAGCCAUUUUUUUCCUCUAGCUCGCCAUGGUAGGAAUAUCUUGGACAAUCUUUUCCGUCUUCUGCACUGAUUUUGUUAAACCUUUUUUUUUUUUUUUUGAGCCAAAAGUGCUGUCCAUCCUCCCACCCGGCCAUUGUUUUACCCUUAUUUAUUAUUCUUAUUACUUUUUAACAGUAGAAUAAUAGGUUUCCCCAAAGUUCAACAAGAGGUCCCCCUUGUCUAAAUGUAUACAUAGAGAGAACUAUAUAAAUCUUUAAGCUCAUGUACAGUCAAGAAGUAUGUGCGUGUAGGUAUGUGUAUAUAUUGUAUAAGAGCUCAAAUUUUAACUGUUGUUAGUGCCCAUCAAGUCUUUAGCUAGUACAAUUUUUUCUUGUCAGCGACGAAUUAAAAUAUGUAACUGCUGCCCUCGUAAAUCCAGAAAAAUCAGAAAUGUUCCUAUUCUGUCUCCGCUCAGGUUUUCUUGGAGUCUAGGUUUGUGGUGUUGCCAUAGCGAUCUGACUCAUGAUGCGCAGGUUGACGCCUCCGUUUUGUGGCGUCUUUCCAACUCUAAGCCAUCGGCAGUAUGUGUAUAAACAAGUCGCAGGUAGUUAAAAGCAAAAAAAACAAACAAAGACAGGCAAUAAAUGAAGCACUCAGUCGGUAGCAGUUCUUGUGUUUGGAUCGUGGUGCUGCAAGACAGGGGAAGGUUUUAGUCUGGCUUGGUCUAUUCCAACAGACUUUCGUCAUAUGGAGCAUGCUGAGGAGGAGACUGACGAGAGUAACCAGCCCAAAACAAACAACUGAAUCAGGCUGUGGUGAAAGCAUGAAAAGCAUCACACAAUUAGAAGGCAAAAAGUUGUAACAGAAUUGAAGCCCUUGCCUGGCCAACAACUGUUGGUAGCAGUUCUUGCAUGUGUUUCGAUCAUACGUAUGUCUCAACCCACAAUUUCCAUUGUUGUGGUGCUGCAAGACGGUGGAAGGUUUUAGUCUGGCCAAGUCAAUCGAGCAUGGGUUUUACCUGCAAAAGAGUAGACUAAAGUGAAUAACCGGCCCAAAACACAUGGUCAAAGUGCUUCGGCGAGCGCCUGAAAAUGCAUCACCAAAGUAGGAAUGCAAAGGUUCCAACUAAAAUGAAGCACUUGCUCAGCCAACAACUGUUACUAGCAGUUAUUGUAUGUGUUUAGAUCGUGCCGCUGCGAGACAGUGGAAGGUUUUAGUAGAUCUUGACGGACUUAAACCCAACAGAGCAUGCAGAAGAGGAGACAAAGAAAACAACACCUGAACCCACAAUCCCAGUUGUUGUUGUGCUACAAGACAGUGGAAGGUUUUAGCCUUGCCAAGUCAGUGUCGCCAGACUUAAACCCUAGAGAGUAUGCGUUUUACCUGCAAAAGAGGAAACUACAGUAAAGUGAGAAACCAUCCCAAAACAAACAACAACUGAAAUAGGCUAGAGUGGAAGCCUCUCAAAAGUGAGAAUGCCAAAGUUUGAACAAAAACGAAACACUCUCUCAGCCAACAACUGUCGGUAGCAGCUGUGUAUGUUUGGAUCUGUGUGUGCGAAUCAACAAUUCCCAUUGUUGUGGUGCUGUGAGAGUUCAUCUAUUAUCUGCCGCUUCCGUGAAUUAAGGCGGUCUGAUCCCGUUUGUGUCCGACUGUCAUGUGUAACACGGUCUGGUCGCCCCUCGUUAAUGGACAUCCUCAUGUUCGUGUGGUUGGUUUCCGCUUCUCUGUUGUCUCUGUUUAUUGUUUGCGGUUCGCAGUCAUGUCUUGUGACCUUUGGUCGUCCAAGUUGUCUAUGAAGCGUCCCAAGGGAUGUGAUUCUCUUCUAAUUUCCCAGACCCGGCGUACUUUUGUCAUUCCCCCCAUGUAGUCAUGGAUAGCUUUGUUUACAACGUAGUGCUCGUGCAGGUCAAAAAUUCAUUCUGUGAACUUUGCACUUUAAAAACUGGAGGACCUAGUGACCAAGGCAGCUUUAUUUUGUUUUUUGGGACGUGAAUGGAAAAAUGCCUUAGCGGUCGGUGUGUCCUGCCUGACGUUGCAUGCUCCUAUAAUGUGUUAGUUCUACAAUAAAAGUUGCCAGUCGACUACAAUCA